AUGCAGAUUAUUCCUGAUUCAAACGUACCCUCCAAGGUUUCUGGGGAUUACAAACUGUCUGUUUUAAGCCCCCACGGCCCUAGAGUUAACGAAUUGGAGAGUAAGCAUCCUUUGGAAAACCGCCUUGCCAAUUGGGAAGCCCAACAACGACAAGUUCGUUUGGAUAGUAUGCGUCGUAUUUAUGGCUUGCAUGAACCUGUUCGUCGUGAAAUGGAGUUGCGUUUGUCAACUCAGAGUGUCAGACCUAUGGCCUUGGGUGGACCUAGCAACUUUCAUGCAGACAUUCUCGCCAACCGUGAAGCCUGCUUAGAUGAAACCGAUAUUUACACUGGUCAAGCUCCAAUGGAAAUGACUUUUCAAAACGAAGUGGCUACUCGUUAUGGUCUGUAA
Molecule: messenger RNA, 390 nt
Organism: Schizosaccharomyces osmophilus
Lineage: Eukaryota; Fungi; Ascomycota; Schizosaccharomycetes; Schizosaccharomycetales; Schizosaccharomycetaceae
Gene: ump1
Product: proteasome maturation factor Ump1
Exons: 2
Coding region: 1-390 (129 amino acids)
Biological process (GO): proteasome assembly
Cellular component (GO): nucleus; cytoplasm
Source: RefSeq, a predicted model, not a curated record